CUGCCGAGCUAUAGCCUGCGCAGCCGAGUGAGGAGAGGACUAAUUGAGUAAGUGGCUGAGAGAGCGAGGGCAUUCGGUGACUGGCGAUGGGGAAGGACUAUUACCGGAUCUUGGGCCUGACCCGCGGGGCGAGUGAGGACGACAUUAAGAAGGCGUAUCGCAAGCAGGCGCUGCGCUAUCACCCGGACAAGAACAAGGACCCGGGAGCCGAGGAGCGGUUCAAAGAGAUCGCCGAGGCGUACGACGUGCUGAGCGACCCGAAGAAGCGCGAGAUCUUCGACAAGUUCGGCGAGGAGGGACUAAAGGGAGGUGGUCCCAGCAGCAGUGGUGGAGAGGUCCCAAAUGGCACUUCAUUCACUUACACCUUUCAUGGAGAUCCUCAUGCCAUGUUUGCAGAAUUCUUUGGUGGGAGGAAUCCUUUUGAUACCUUUUUUGUCCAGAGGAAUGGCGAUGAAGACAUGGAUGUUGAUGACCCUUCACAAAGCUUUCAGAACUUUGGUAACAUUGGGUUUUCCCGUGCUCGUGGGGGCCCUGAACAUAUACGCAAGAACAAGAACCCACCCAUCACUCAUGAUGAGAGUAUCCUGGAGGAGAUUUACUCUGGAUGCACCAAGAAAAUGAAAUUUCUCAUAAACGUCCUCAGUCCAGAUGGGAAAAGCACACGCAAUGAAGAUAAGAUUCUAACGAUUGAAGUCAAACGUGGCUGGAAAGAAGGAACAAAGAUUACAUUCCCCAAAGAAGGAGACCAGACACCAAACAACAUUCCAGCUGAUAUUGUAUGUGUUUUAAAAGACAAGCCACAUAAUUUUAGAAGAGAUGGGUCUGAUAUUGUAUAUCCAGCCAAAAUCAGCCUCCGUGAGGCUCUAUGUGGCUGCACUGUGAACACACCAACACUAGAUGGUAGGAACAUACCAAUGGUAUUCAAGGACAUCAUUAAACCUGGAAUGAAGCGAAGAAUUCCUGGAGAAGGUCUUCCAUUCCCCAAGAAUCCAAGCCAACGAGGGGAUCUUAUUAUUGAGUUGAUAAGAUUCCCAGACAGAAUUCCACAGUCUUCAAAAAGUGUCCUAGAACAAAUCUUGCCAAUAUAAUAAGACAGGCAGAACUGGACUGCUGUGCCUCCAAAGCAGAGGAACUGGAACUGGAAUCAGGAUUUCAGAGUCGUUUUUGGCAGUGGGUAGGAAGUUAACUUCAUGUUGCUAAAAGAUUUCUGGGAAAUCCAUUCUUGCAAGAUGAAAAUUGCACUUCUCAGUGACUUUUGGCCCAGGUUGUCAUUGCUCAAAACAUUUAUAGCAAUGCUCAGUUACCCAAGAGAAGGAAUUGGCAGAAUAUCUUUUAAUUGAACGUGGACGACGACAAACAAUCAUAAUUCAUGCCUUCACUUAGUUGGCUAACCCUACUUGGAGCAUGUCACAUAGGUCCUCCCAUUGGAAGGAGAUUACAAUCUAAACUGGACUUCAGAAGUAAACACCUCCAAUCUCUUGUUUUGCUGUACUGUGUCUUAUUGCAUUCUGCACUAUCUCAUUCCCAGGAGUUACCUUUAAUGUUCAGUUUUCUAACUUGCUUGUUGCAUCAUAAGGGUGCCCUCACUAAGCCAUUCUAAAAUGGUGCCAUGUGUUGAAGCCCCUGGAAGGGAAGGCAUCCUGAAACAUGGUCAUAAAUUGCCCUUUUCCAGAAGGUAAAUUGGUGGAGUAUGGCUUCCCCUGUUAAGCAAGCAGGAUGCUGCCUUAUAACUUCUGGAAAGCGUGUAAGAAGUUUACAGGUUUUUCAGUGAAAUCUUUGACUUCUUGCCAUACAUUGUUUAUAUGUCAGACUUGAUCCUGGUUGAUUGAUUGGACUGGCAGAAAAGAUGUAAAAUGUUCAGUUGAAGACAUUCUUUAAUAAACAAGUAUUUCAAUAGGUGAAUAACUAUUGAAACUGAAAAGA
Messenger RNA from Lacerta agilis (Sand lizard), 1923 nucleotides. It is a transcript of the gene DNAJB1, whose product is annotated as DnaJ heat shock protein family (Hsp40) member B1. The record is from RefSeq and is a predicted model, not a curated record. Gene Ontology annotation, cellular component: cytosol. Lineage: Eukaryota; Metazoa; Chordata; Lepidosauria; Squamata; Lacertidae. Gene Ontology annotation, molecular function: transcription corepressor activity; Hsp70 protein binding.